This is a messenger RNA of Coccomyxa subellipsoidea C-169, 936 nucleotides long. RefSeq lists its product as hypothetical. The transcript has 4 exons. Gene Ontology annotation, cellular component: nucleus; cytoplasm. Gene Ontology annotation, molecular function: mRNA binding. Gene Ontology annotation, biological process: regulation of gene expression. The record is from RefSeq and is a predicted model, not a curated record. Lineage: Eukaryota; Viridiplantae; Chlorophyta; Trebouxiophyceae; Coccomyxaceae. The coding region runs from base 1 to 936 and encodes 311 amino acids.
AUGUCGGUAAAUGGUGACAGCGUGGAGGCCAAGCUAGCAGACCUGGAAGUCAAGGAUGACGCUCCUGCAGAGGUUGAGGAGAAGGAACCUGGCGCAGAUGAGGGAACAGCUGGAGAGCAGAAGGUUAUUGCCAAGUUCUUAAUGUCCAACGCUGCAGCCGGAAGUAUCAUCGGCAAGGGAGGUGCCAACAUAUCUGAGCUACAGUCGCAGUCCGGAGCACGCUUGCAGCUCAGCAGAGCCAGCGAGUUCUUUCCAGGCACACAGGAGCGCGUCAUGCUAGCUUCGGGCUCUGUAAACCAGGUCUUGACAGCCCUGCACCUGAUCCUCACGAAGAUCCAGGGCGAGCAGUCGAUGAUGGCGAGGGAUGGGAAGAGCACGCAGCUGCGCCUGCUGGUGCCCACGCCGCUGUGCGGGGCGAUCAUUGGGAAGGGCGGCGCCACCAUCCGCAGCUUUGCAGAGGACUCCAGGGCAGCCAUCACGGUGUCCCCCCAGGACAAGCAGCCCCUGGGGAUCCCCGACCGCGUGGUGCGCAUCACAGGGGCACAGGACCAGCUGCUGCGGGCGGUGGCCCUGCUGCUGACUAAGCUGGUGGAGAGCCCCAACUACACCCGCUUCACCACCUCCAAUGUAUCAUAUGGGCCUCCUCCCCAGCACAUGGGCUACCAGCAGAAGGGGUACAUGCAGCCCCAGCAGCAGCAGCGCAUGGAGGUCACCGUGCCCGUACCUGAGGCCCGGGUUGGUGCAAUAAUUGGGAAGGGCGGCGAGGUGAUAAGCCAGCUGAAGAGCGUCAUCGGAGUGAAGAUCCGCAUAUCUGACCGUGACGACUUUGUUCCGGGCACUCGCAAUCGCAAGGUGACCAUCAGCGGGGCAGCAGACGCCGUUCAGAUAGCCCAAGUGCUCAUCCACCAAAAGAUCAACCAGGCAGCCACCCUCUGA